UCGCCCAUCAAUGGCAAUUUCCCAACUGUUUGGGAGCUGUUGAUGGUAAACAUGUUGCCAUCACUGCACCUGGGAAUUCCGGCAGCCUAUACUUCAACUACAAGCACACUUUUUCCAUCGUCCUGAUGGCCAUCGUGGACAGUGACUGCCAGUACGUCCUCAUCGAUGUUGGUGCUGAAGGGCGACAGAGUGAUGGAGGCGUCCUCAAGAACUCCAAGUUUGGAAAAAAGCUGCUUCAAGGAACCCUUGAUCUUCCUCCUGCGGGAUUCCUGCCUGGAACGAGGACUGUGGCACCCUAUGCCUUCGUGGGUGACGAAGCAUUCCAAUUAAGGAAGGAUUUUAUGAGACCCUUCCCUGCUAAGCAGCUCACCGACGAAAAGAGGGUCUUUAAUUACAGACUCAGUAGGGCACGGAGGUGCGCUGAGAAUGCCUUCGGCAUAACAGCAGCCCGGUGGCGAGUGCUCCUGCGCACGAUAAACCUGAAGCCGAAAAACGUUGACUACGUCAUCAAGGCGGCCUGCAUCCUUCAUAAUUUCAUUAUGAAAUCAACUGCAAAGGUGCAGAGCUGUGAAGAGAGGGAAGACAGCUUCGGCAAUGUUAUUCGAGGCCGCUGGCGGGACAGCGUGGAAGGGGCAGCUCAGGACAGCCGAGCUCCCAGAUAUUUCUCCCUGGAACCCACGCAUGCCAGGAACUUCGUUGCAGAGGCAGCAGAUGCGAGGAAUAUAUUUACUGCUUACUUUUGCAGCAGCUUUGGUGAGCUCCCUUGGCAGUGGAAUCAUCCAGGUGUGGCUAAAGAUGCUGCUCUGAAGCACCUGCAAGAGCAACAGCUCUUGCCCCUGAUAAGGAGAUGAGCGCUGUCGAGAAAGCUAAUCAUAGGCAGAGACUUUUCAUUUGCCCGGAGAGGGCGGGGGCCCGACUUGCUCUUUCAGGUAUAUAUAUAUAGACAGAGGGAGAGAGUCUUUAGAAUUGAAAAAUUUAAUAUAACUUUAGUCUCGUAGCUGCCGACACCGCGAUAUCAUUAUGAAGAUGUGUAUUAAAGUGGCGAGUUGGGCUUGUUGGUACAUGAUACUGGUAUACUUGCAGCACAAACAACACAAAGGACUGAACAGAA
This is a messenger RNA of Rhipicephalus sanguineus (brown dog tick), 1111 nucleotides long. RefSeq lists its product as uncharacterized. Bases 126 to 851 code for a protein of 241 amino acids. The record is from RefSeq and is a predicted model, not a curated record. The transcript has 3 exons. NCBI's taxonomy places the organism in Eukaryota, Metazoa, Arthropoda, Arachnida, Ixodida, Ixodidae.